AGUUUGCAGCGGGAGAGGUUUUCCUUCAAGCUGUUAGUGUUUUAUCCUGGCAGGCUCCUCGAGAUUGUUGUGAGGAGUCUAGCCAGUUGGUGAGCUUUGUAAUCUAAACCAGCUGUCCCAGGCUGAGGCCCCCAUUUGCAUUGUUUAACAUACUUAGAAAAUGAAGUGUUCAUUUUUAACAUUCCUCCUCCAAUUGGUUUAAUGCUGAAUUACAGAAGAGAACUAAGCAAAACCAGGUGCUUUCUCUGUAUUCUCUCCAGUGUCUGAGGACGUACAGACUGCUCCCGAUCUUCUCCAUUACUUGCUAUUUCAUUCUUUGGACUAUAAAUGACUGAGGAACUGAAGUGCUAGCAGAGGGUAAUGUUUGGAAACACUUUCUAGUUAUUCAUCAGCACAGGCUCUGGUUUUUUUUCCACCUUUCCCCAACGGUUUUGGACAUGCAAGGAUUAAAAAGGAUACUGACUGCUUUCACACUGGCCGUCUGCCUUUCGAACCCUGGAAGAGCACAGCAACAAUGCACUAAUGGGUUUGACCUGGACCGUGCCUCUGGGCAAUGCUUAGAUAUUGAUGAAUGUCGGACUAUUCCUGAGGCCUGUAGAGGAGAUAUGGUGUGUGUCAACCAGAAUGGUGGCUAUUUAUGUGUACCCCGAACAAACCCAGUGUAUCGAUCACCAUAUCUGAACCCUUACUCAAAUAUUUAUCCACCGCCCCCAGCACCAGGCCCAGUUCCUAACUACCCUACUGUUACAAGACCUCUGAUCUGUCGAUUUGGGUAUCAGUUGGAUGAAAACAACCAGUGUGCUGAUAUUGAUGAGUGUGCUUCAGAUUCUCACCAAUGUAACCCCACCCAGAUCUGCAUAAACACUGAAGGAGGAUAUACCUGUUCCUGCACUGAAGGCUACUGGCUGCUAGAAGGCCAGUGUUUAGACAUAGAUGAAUGUCGCUAUGGCUACUGCCAGCAGCUCUGUGCCAAUGUGCCCGGUUCCUACUCCUGCACGUGCAACCCAGGCUUUACCCUCAAUGAUGACGGAAGAUCAUGCCAAGAUGUGAACGAAUGCACAGGCGAAAACCCUUGCACUCAGUCCUGCGUCAAUACCUAUGGCUCUUUUCUCUGCCGUUGUGAACCUGGCUAUGAACUGGAAGCUGACGGAGUUAACUGCAGUGACAUGGAUGAAUGCAGCUUCUCAGAGUUCCUCUGCCAGCACGAAUGUGUGAACGGGCCUGGUUCUUACUACUGUAUCUGUCCUUCGGGCUAUAACCUGCUUGAUGAUAGCAGAAGCUGCCAAGAUAUCAAUGAAUGUGAAACUAGAAACUUCACCUGCACUCCACAGCAAACGUGUUUCAAUAUCCCAGGAGAAUAUAAAUGUUUAGACCCAGUAAGAUGCGAGGAUCCUUAUAUCCAGAUUAACGAGAACCGCUGCAUGUGUCCAGCUGAAAACCCUGGCUGCCGAGAUCAGCCAUUCACCAUCUUGUACAGAGUCAUGGAUAUUGUGUCUGGGCGGUCAGUGCCUUCUGACAUCUUUCAGAUGCAAGCAACAACUCGCUACCCUGGAGCCUAUUACAUCUUCCAAAUCAAAUCAGGGAACGAGGGCAGGGAAUUCUACAUGCGGCAAACGGGACCAAUCAGUGCUACCCUGGUGAUGACCCGUCCCGUGAAAGGGCCCCGUACUAUUCAGUUGGACUUGGAAAUGAUCACUGUUAACACCGUCAUCAACUUCAGGGGAAGCUCUGUCAUCCGGCUGAGGAUAUACGUAUCACAGUACUCAUUCUAACCCUUGAGUUGGUGCCCUGUAAACAUUAAAACAAAAGACACGGUUCCUCCUCUGCAGAACUCUCUCCUCAGAAGCCAGUACGUAUAGCAGCUCAAAACCAAGUCAGUAUUUCCACAGACCCAGCGACCUAUGCCUGUCUGAGGAGGGAGCCUCUUCAUGCACAGCCCCUACCAGGAUGCAGUCCUCUGGAGGUGUAUCGGCAGCAGAUCCCAUAUGAUUCUCUAUGCGGUCAUGUAUUUUAAGGACUCAUUUUUCCAUUGUAAACACUUCUAGGGUAUGAGUCUACGUUUCAAAGACUGUGAACCUUCGUAGCUCCAAGGCUGCUUAGCAAAAAGCACCAAAGAAACUGAGGAAAAAGCUGGCUUUUGCAAUCUUGCCUGUUUUGUUGUUUUGUUUUUUUUUUUUCAUUAUAAAUGGAAAGCAGACAAACAAGUAGAACCUUCCCCUCACCCCCCCAAAAAGUCACCUGUUGAAACAAAGGAUCUUAGAAGUGCUAAUUUACAUUCCCAGUUAUCUUUGAAAUUAUCAGUCCGGCACUUUGUCUUAAUUCACCCUGCAUUUGUCUUACUUUCACCUGUUUUUCUUUGAUUCUAUUUUAUACUUAAAAUUCAUUGUAAAUUCAAUCCAAAAUACAUGUUGUACUAUGUAAUCUUCUACUUUCUAACAAAGUGUCACAUCUUUGGGUUCCUUUCUGUAUUAAAUCUUUCUAUAUAACAGAGUUCAUAGAAAUCUAUCACUGGAUGGCAUGUUUUACAAUGUUUAGGGUGUUACGCUUUGUUACAGCCAGAUUCUUUGGCCCAGGCCUCCAAUGCCAGAAUAGUGUCCAGGGGCUUCAGAGCAGAUGAGAAUUAGAACUUUCACCUGGUUUUCAGUGGAAUAAUUGCAAACAGUUUGUAAUGGUUAUAAGGUAACAGUACUAACUUUGUAGUUAAGGGUGCAGCCGACCUGUUCAAAGAUCCCUUGGCUCAGACAUGUCCAAAUUCCUUCAGAGAAAAAAAAAUGUUCUGUUCACACAGAGUCUUUCUCCUACAUUCCUAACAUUGGGGAAAACAAGCUGGAAAAGACUUGGAAUGGUUGUAUUGUUCAUGCCUCUGCCACAAAGCAGGCCCAGCUAUACCAGUACCCAGACCUCGAGUGAUGGGAUCCCACAGUUUUCCAUAGGUAAUGGCUUCUCAGGUAUAACUGCUGUAACCAACAGAAAGUUUUUCCUAAAGUCUAAUCUGAAUCUCCCCUGUUGUAAUUUAAAUCUAUUCUUUUCAGCCUACUUCCAGUAGAAACAGAGAACAGUUUAUCUUCCCCAUGCAACAGUCUUUAACAUGUCUGAAGACUGUUGUCAUGUCUCCCCUCAGACUGUUCCUCUCUAGUCUAAACAAACCCAAUUCUUUUGGUCUUUCCUCAUACAUCACAUUUUCUGGACCUUUGAUCAUUCUUGUUGCUCUCAUCUGGAUUCUCUCCAGUUGGUUCACAUCUUUCUCAAAGUGCAGUGCCCAAAACUGUGAAAAGUAUUCCAGCUGAGGCCUCACAGUGCUAAGCUAAAUAUAUAUAUAUAUAGAUAUUUAGGAGUUUGAAAAUAAAAAUAAAAAUAAUUGUAUAGUUUGGAGGUAUAAUCCUCACCUUGUUGAAGCCAUUGGCAGGUCAGUGUUUUAUUUUGUGAGAACAAGGGUUCCUAUACUUUGUUAUUAAAUUUCUCUGAAGCAACGGCUUUUGCUUUUUUCCCCUACUUUUUCCUUAUUGGCUUAGUUGCUCUCCAGCAUUGCUAGGACAAGAAAGAUAACCUUUGCUUGGUCUUUUUGAGGACUGAAAGUUCUUAAUGCUACUUGGGAAAGGGAGUUAUGUAGAUUAUAAUGAGAAUAGGCUGGAGCAGAGUAGAAGCAUUAUGUGAGGUCUUCAUUAAAGUGGGAGUAUUAAAUGGGAGUAUACAGACUCAGAAAGUUAUCACAACACAGGCUGCAUGGCACGAUCAGAAAAAUGACUCUCUUGUUCCCAAAAAGCUUAAAAGUUAGCCUGGGGUUGUUUUUCGUCUAGCUGUAGAAGUGACUGCUCUUUUUACUGGUACUUAGCUUGAUGGAAGCCCUGAUGCAAUGGCCCACAACAACAAAAUGCUAAAUUGAGUGUGCUUUAGCAGCUUCCAUUCCUUAAUAAAGUUUCCUCCUUGCUGAUGCAACAUCCCAGGGUCCUGUGGCUCAGAGCUCUGUACACAGGCUGCCCUUUAUUAUAAAAACAAAACAGCUUGAGACUGACUUUAGUGGGCCAAGCGAGGAGCAGGAAACCAACAAGUUUUGUGAGAAGCCAACCUGGAGGAGAUAAAUGUAGAGGAAAUGUGCAGAGGAACAUCAGAAACAGCAAUGUGCUUCCUGAGUGUGUCCAGGCUCAUCAUACACCACUGUCUUGGAGGAGAAAAUAGAGAUAACCAAGAAGGAGGAAUGGCAGUUUAUAACCACGGGCUAAAGCUGUGCAUGGGUCCCAGGUGAAGGAACGGAGACAUGGGAAACAAGCAGGCUCUGGUGGCCCAGAAAGCAGAUGUGGGGCAGGCAGGAUCUUAAACUAGGGGCAUUAAACUCUCAAUGUGCUGAGGGUUUUCCCAGUGCUUAAAAGCCUUUCUUCUCCUGCUUUGUGCCCAUGUUAUCGCUUCUUUGUGUCUAGUGGAGGAGUCCUCUCUCCUGCCAUCACAUCGCCUCCUGGAGACGAAGUGCACUCCGUUAGAUAUCAGACAGUUCCUCACUUCUGGGCUGUUCUCCCAUGGCCCCCACAUACCAACCUGGUUUAACCCUAAUUCAGAAACAUUAAAAAAAAGAACACAGAGGAAUUCUAUAACAAAACACUUUGUUGAAAGAGUAAAGCUUGAAUGCCUGGUUUUAGCAGGGUCCAGCAAACACUCAUAAAACAAUAUUACACUUUCUAUGUAAACAUUCUGUGCUUUAAACAAAGAAGUGAAAAGUCUGGAAACAAAGGAAUUCAGCCACUUCUCAACUGCUAUAACAUCUUUCAUCACUCACUAUCACUCCAGCCAACUUUAACUUCGCCAAAAUAUAUGCCAAUCUCAGAAUAAUAAAUUACUAGCAGUUUAUAACUUCUAAACUCUCCAUUUCCUAUUCAAGGGUCUGUUUUCAAUAGACCAUCGCAGGCUCAUAUAUUACAGCAAUUC
Molecule: messenger RNA, 4917 nt
Organism: Cygnus olor (mute swan)
Lineage: Eukaryota; Metazoa; Chordata; Aves; Anseriformes; Anatidae
Gene: FBLN5
Product: fibulin 5
Exons: 11
Coding region: 438-1772 (444 amino acids)
Biological process (GO): elastic fiber assembly
Molecular function (GO): calcium ion binding
Source: RefSeq, a predicted model, not a curated record